Beauveria bassiana ARSEF 2860 is the source of this 2145-nucleotide messenger RNA. Its product is annotated as GTPase binding protein Rid1. The record is from RefSeq and is a predicted model, not a curated record. Bases 1 to 2145 code for a protein of 714 amino acids. Gene Ontology annotation, molecular function: actin binding; small GTPase binding. The transcript is spliced from 2 exons. NCBI's taxonomy places the organism in Eukaryota, Fungi, Ascomycota, Sordariomycetes, Hypocreales, Cordycipitaceae. Gene Ontology annotation, biological process: actin cytoskeleton organization.
AUGCCAAUUGGAAAUCUGGGAAAAGCUACGCCUGUUGCGCUCGGCGAAAUUCAACGCAACCUUCAAGACCAUGGCUCCCGCUCGCCACUAAAGACCAAAGACGAUGGCCGGGGUCGGUCCAAGUCGCCGACCAAGUCUGCGUUCCCGAGCCUCAAGUCUAUGGGGGACAAAUGGAGCUCUAGUCGUGCCACUGCUUCCCGCGAAACAUCUCCCACUAAACCACCAAAGUCCAAAAAGUCGUCCACGAACCUCGCCGGGCUGCUGUCGCGGCCCAAGUCUUUCAUCAAUCUGCAAAGGCCCAGCACCGAAGACUGUCGACCGCGCUCCACUAGCGAUAAGGAGAAUCGAACCCCAGAACCGGCAGCGACACAGCCUCCGCCCAUCUUCGCACAAUUCACAUCGACAAUUGACGACAAAGCGAAAAAGCCCAGGCCACAAUCGUGCUAUCCGUCACUGCAGGCUGCGGCCCCCCUUUCCCCCAACAAUGGUGUGCUCGAGACCUCUCAGGGAGAAACUCAAGGCAGGCCAGUUAGCACUGCUGGGUUCAAUGGCCAUGUCCGUAGUCGUUCCGCUGUCACGGCUGAGCCGCCCAUGGAGCCUGGCGAGAUUGCGGCGCAUCUCGAGGCACUGCUUGAUCGGCGCAACAUUCCGCAGAACCAACGAUACAAGAUGCGCAACCUCAAUGAUACAAUAAAGAUGGAAUUUAUUCGGCAGGAUUGGGCCGAGAUGAAGGCAGGCCAGACCGGUAGCUUGCCUAGGAGUGACAGCAGCAGCAGUACGACUGCUGUGGAGUCUGACGUCGAAGACGACGCCAAUAGCAAACGGGCGCGUGGUAGAAGCCGCGGACGAAGCUUUACGUUCUCGCGAAGCAAGCGAGAUCGGUCCUCCUCCAAGAAGGCCAAGACGGAAGGGACAAUUGGAGGUCGGUUCCGCAGCAAAUCCAGAGAGAGGGAUGGAAACAAUCGUCCUCAAUCUUCGAGCGGUACCGGCUCCAGCGUGCUGUCCAAGAUCAAGUUUUCGCAGGGGCCAAGUGAUUACGUGGCGUAUCUUCGCAAGGUUCAGAAACCAGAGCUGGUGGAGGUGGGCAAGCUGCACAAAUUGCGCCUGCUGCUUCGCAAUGAAACGGUGACCUGGACGGAAGAUUUCAUUCGGCACGGUGGCCUGGAAGAGAUUGUUGGUCUGUUGAACCGCAUUCUGGAGGUUGAAUGGAGAGAGGAGCACGAAGACGCGCUGCUUCACGAAAACCUGCUGUGUCUCAAGGCUCUGUCCACGACGGCACUCGGCAUGGAAUAUCUGCAUACCGUGCAGGCCGACCUCUUGCCCAAGCUUUUGCAUCUCAUCUUUGAUCCCGAGAAAAAGGGCCCCAGCGAAUUCACGACGCGCAACAUCAUCACCUCCAUCCUUCUCAUGUACAUAUCCUCUGCCUCGCCCGCGGAGCGCAUCAUUCGCGCGAAAAAUGUUCUCGGCCACCUGCGCGAUCCGCAGCCCAAGGAGGAGAACCAGCCGCUGCCGUUUUUGGUCGGCAUACACCAGGAGCGGCCUUACCGCGUGUGGUGCAAGGAAGUCGUUUCCGUGACCAAGGAGGUCUUUUGGAUCUUUCUGCACCAGAUCAACGUCAUUGCCGCACCCAAGGACCAGUCACGACCCGGCGACGACAAUAGCGACAACGGCAAUGUCUUUUUUGGCAGCCAAGAUACCACUGCGCCGUACUCGUACAUGCAUCGCCACUUUGCCGCCGAGCGCCCUCCUGUUGCCGCCGCACCCUACGUCGGCGGCGUCGAGUGGGACGCCACAAACUACCUUGCGUCGCACGUCGAUCUCAUCAACGCCAUCGUGGCCUGCUCCGCCACGCGCGACGCGCGCAACGCGCUGCGUGCCCAGCUGCGCAUCUCGGGCUGGGAGCGCUGCAUGGGCGGCAGCCUGCGGCUCUGCAAGGAAAAGUUUUAUGGCAGCGUCCACGCCGCGCUGCGGACGUGGGUCGCCGCCGCGGCCGAGGACGGCUGGGACGUCCGCGAUGUUCGCUUCGGUCCCCCGCCAAACGAGUCGCCCAGCAGGGCCGCGAGCCCGCGCAAGGCAGCCGCCGGGGGUAACAAGUUGGAAGAGGCUCCAAAGCUGGAGAUGCCCCGGUUUGACCUUGGCCUGUGA